Molecule: messenger RNA, 1784 nt
Organism: Quercus robur (English oak)
Lineage: Eukaryota; Viridiplantae; Streptophyta; Magnoliopsida; Fagales; Fagaceae
Product: cytochrome P450 736A117-like
Exons: 2
Coding region: 23-1585 (520 amino acids)
Molecular function (GO): heme binding; iron ion binding; oxidoreductase activity, acting on paired donors, with incorporation or reduction of molecular oxygen
Source: RefSeq, a predicted model, not a curated record
CAUAUAGAAAAGAGAGAAGAAAAUGUCACACUUCCUUCAAUUUCUAGGGCCAAAUGUAACAUCCUUCUUGCUGCAUCCCAUUGUUUUAGCAAUCUUGGCCUUUAUCUUCAUUCUCCUAUUCAAAUGGUCCUCCACACUUCCAAACAACAACAAAAAUUCACCACCCUCACCACCAAAGCUCCCAAUCAUCGGAAACCUUCACCAACUCGGCAUGUACCCUCACCACUCACUCCGAGACUUAGCUCAACUCUAUGGCCCCCUAAUGCUGCUAAAGUUAGGCAAUGUACCAACCCUUGUUGUCUCGUCCGCCGAUGCUGCCCGAGAGAUCAUGAAGACCAAUGAUGUCAUAUUUGCAAAUCGGCCAAAAACAAGAAUGUUUGGGAAACUAACAUACGAUUACAAAGAUGUGGCAUUGGCACCUUACGGUGAGUACUGGAGGCAAACGAAAAGCAUACUUGUGCUACAUCUUUUGAGCAAUAAAAGGGUUCAGUCUUUUCGUGCUGUGAGAGGGGAGGAAAUUUCUCUACUAAUUGAGAAAAUCAAACAGUCCUAUUCUUCUUCAAGUGUGAAUUUAAGCGAAAUGUUUGCAAAGCUUACUAACGAUAUAAUAUGUAGGGUUGCCUUGGGAAGGAAGUAUGGUGAAGGGGAAAGUGGAAGGAAGUUUAAGGAGCUUAUAGGGGAGAUGAUGGAGUUGUUGGGUGUUAAUAAUAUGGGGGAUUAUAUUCCAUGGCUUGCAUGGGUGAACCGUGUCAAUGGCUUGGAUGCUAAAGCAGAACGGGUGGCUAAACAGUUUGAUGAUUUUUUGGAAGGAGUAAUUGAAGAGCACAUUAAUCAUAAAAAUAAAGGGAGUGACGACCAUAGUCUAAAAAAUGAAGACCAAAAGGACUUUGUGGAUGUAUUGCUUUGGGUUCAGAAGGAAAACAUGAUCGGUUUCCCUAUUGAUCAUAGAGUAUGCAUUAAGGCUCUAAUCCUGGAUGCAUUUAGUGCUGGCACUGACACUACGUACUCAGUGUUAGAGUGGGCAAUGACAGAGCUUUUAAGGCAUCCCAAAAUGAUGAAGAAGAUGCAGGAUGAAGUGAGAGCGAUCACUGGCAACAAAAAAGACAUAACAUUGGAUGAUUUGGAUGAAAUGCAUUACUUAAAUGCAGUGAUCAAAGAGACUCUUCGCUUGCAUCCUAUUCUUCCACUGUUAGUUCCACGAGAAUCAAGUAGAGAGGCCAAAAUACAAAGUUAUGAUAUUGCAGCAGGAACUCAAGUUUUUAUCAAUGUGUGGGCAAUUGGAAGAGACCCUGGGUUAUGGGACAAUCCAGAGGAAUUUCAUCCAGAAAGGUUCUUGAAUUCUUCUAUAGACUUUAAAGGACAUGAUUUCCAAUUGAUCCCAUUUGGAGCUGGUAGGAGAAGUUGCCCCGGAAUUUCUUUUGCCAUAACCAACAUUAAGCUUGUUUUGGCAAAGUUUGUGAAUUACUUUGAUUGGACAUUGCCUAAUGGGGCAAGAGGAGAGGAUUUGGACAUGACUGAAUCUAUUGGUUUAGCCAUUCAUAAAAAAUUUCCUCUUAUUGCAGUUGCAACUCCAUAUGUUGCCUAGUAUAUAUAGGCAAUACAGUUAGCAUUUGAAUAAUCCUUUAAGUUCAAUGUAUUUGAAUAAUCCUCUAUGUUCAACAUAUAUAGCAACAAUGUAUAAUCGUUCAGUUUGAAGUUCUCUUUUCUCUCAUUUCAUUUUGAUUGGUGAGAAUAGAACUUUAAUAUAAAUAAAAGAGUAUUGUGACCUAUUCAACAAUGUAUAA